Molecule: messenger RNA, 1117 nt
Organism: Daldinia vernicosa
Lineage: Eukaryota; Fungi; Ascomycota; Sordariomycetes; Xylariales; Hypoxylaceae
Exons: 2
Coding region: 426-1073 (215 amino acids)
Biological process (GO): mitochondrial translation
Molecular function (GO): structural constituent of ribosome
Source: RefSeq, a predicted model, not a curated record
AAAAUCGUUGAUCCACAUUAUUCUUUUUUCUUGCAAUUGAUCAAUUGAAGCAACCCACCAAGAGCUAUUCUUGACCCGAUUAUCCCCGGAGACAUUGGGAAGCUUUGGCGUAGAAAUACGAGGAGCACGUAUUUGGCGAGGAAUAAGAAGGCUAUAGCGUUGGAGGAGAACCGAAGUCCUAGGAACGAAAACAGCCGUGAGGAGUAGAAUCAAAACUGGUCGAGGGCAAACGAGAUAUCGAGGAUUAGGCUGAAGGUUGCGCUCGAGCUAUCAGCUAGUUAUUCGCGGCUUUGGGUUGCGGCAGAAACGGGCAACCGACGAAGCGAGAAGUAGCGACGACAAGCCGUUAUUACAGACCACAGGUUUGGACGAGGGGACGACAUAACGACGAUUAUAAGUAUACCUGAUACGCAGGCUUAAGCACGAUGUUUACACCUACCUUCCGCGGCCUCUUCACGAGGCUCCCAUCGACUACCCCUCUCUCUAGUCUCUUCCAUGGCCCGUCCUCCAGUCGGACUGCUGCCGCGACGGCUGUAGCAGCAUGUUCAUCGCCUUUCUUCUCCACACCCGUUUCUCGGCAGAUACAUACAACAACUCCUCAGAAUGCGAGAGUCGGUGGUGGAAAAGGUGCCAGUGCAAAAGGUGCUAGUGCGAAAGGUUCUGGUGGUAAAGGCUCUGGUAGGAAGAAGCGCAAAGGAGGGAAGGGUGAGGGUCCUGACCCCAGAAUCAUGAACCUGAAAGCUUCAAUGCCCCGUGCUGUUCCCGCCCCUCUGAGAUUUGCGCGAAAUCGUGCGCUGCGUCACUGGACUAUUCAUCGCGCUUGGUUAUUGUACCAGCGCAAGGAGCGGGACAGGGAGGCGCAUGAGCUGGAGCGGAUGUAUCAAUCGAUGCAUAAUGCCUGCGAGGAAUUGCGCAAGACAAGUGGACCUGGCACGCGGGACGAGGGAUACUUGUAUCGUGUGGCUAUGGAAAAGAAAGGUGUAUACGGACACAACAGCAUCCCGAUCGAGUAUGCGAGACCACAGACGGAAACACCGGCUCGCGAGCCUUGGAACCACGGCUGGACCCGGUGAGGAGUCCUCAUCCGGCCCGCAUCCGAAUUCCCGGUCUAGAAUAC